This is a messenger RNA of Closterium sp. NIES-65, 1188 nucleotides long. NCBI's taxonomy places the organism in Eukaryota, Viridiplantae, Streptophyta, Zygnematophyceae, Desmidiales, Closteriaceae. The record is from the annotation of a GenBank genome assembly.
AUGAAAGGAUGGACCUCGCCCUUUGCGCAACAAUCCAGCUUUCAGGGCCAGGGGCGCAAGCUCGGCGGCGGGGAAGGCUCGUCCGGCGGAGCGGGGGGAACGCGCCCGCUAGGCGUUCCGCGCACGGGCGCAGCGGCGGGGCGGGCGCUGCAUGAGACGGCGGAGCGGCAGGAGCAGCUGCAGAAGCAGCAGAAGGAGGAGUGGCGGCAGCAGAUGCACCAGCGGUGGGCGGGGGCGGGAGCGGGACCGCCGACGGCGCAAGAGCAGGGUCCGGGUAAGGCGCAGCAGGCGCGGGAGCAGCAGCAGCCGCAGCAGCUGCGCUCCACAGGAUUUGCAGGGGGAGGUGGCUCGGUGCAUCACGCUGCUGCUGUUGUGCUCUCUGCCAGCCCGCCAGGAGCCACUCUCGACAUCCUCACGCGCAUCCUGCGUAACAUUGUAACCGAUCCUGGUAACCCGAAGUUCAAGCGCAUUCGCCUGGGCAACCCGCGGAUUGCGGAUACGGUUGGCAAGGCAGCAGGGGCAAUGGAUCUGCUGCGGUCCGUGGGGUUUGAGAUGGUGGACGAGGCGGUGGAAGGCGGUGCAGCAGGGGGGAGUGCGGUGGCAGGUGGUGUGGAGCGGUGGGCAGUGAUGACGGAUGUGAGGCUGGAGCUGGUGAGUGAGGCGGUGGCGGUGCUCUCGGCCGUGGGAGGGCAGAGUAGUGCUCCUGCUGCUCCUGCUGCUGCUACGGCUGUCGGUUCUGGAGCUGGUGUUGCGGGAGGGAGUGCCGGUGCUACUCCUGCUGCUGCUGCACCAGUCUCUGCGGCGUCAGCGGAGGGCGGGGAGCAGGAGGCAAUGGCACCCAUGCCCAGGAUUGACCGGCAGGUGCGGGUGUUCCUAUCCACAGAGGAGAACAAGGCGGCGCGCAUCGAGGUUCCAGACUCCUUCUUCGACCGCACGGCAGAGGACGUGCGGCAGGAGGCCAUGGCGCGGCGCCGCGCACAGGAGGGCGCGCAGCUGCUCAUGACGCGCGCCAUGCGCGAGAGGCAGGCCGCUGCUCUCAAGCGCCGGUACCGUGCGGCCAUUGUGCGCGUCAUGUUCCCCGAUGGGCUCGUGCUGCAGGGCGUGUUUCGGCCCAGUGAACCCACUGCUGCGCUCUAUGAGGAUGCCUGGAUUUCGGGCGGGCGAAGGAGGGACGAUCUCGCGCGGUAA